Molecule: messenger RNA, 681 nt
Organism: Emericellopsis cladophorae
Lineage: Eukaryota; Fungi; Ascomycota; Sordariomycetes; Hypocreales; Bionectriaceae
Product: RraA-like protein
Exons: 3
Coding region: 1-681 (226 amino acids)
Source: RefSeq, a predicted model, not a curated record
AUGGCGGCCAAGGAUCCCGUUGUCGAAGCUCUCAAAGAGUACACCACCUGCGACGUCAGCGAUGCUCUGCAAAAGCUGAAAGACCCCCAAGUCCGUAAUGGGGGCUUCCUCUCUGGCCUGAGCAACUGGUCGCCAACCCGCCAGCAGGAGGACACCAAGAUCGUAGGCCCCCUCUACACGGUCAAGUACUCCCCUCUGGAUGACACAGCGCCAAAGCUAGCGAAGCACUAUAUCGACAGUGUCCCAGAAGGCGCUGUCAUCUUCAUUUCCUCCCCCAGGGUCCCCAACGCCGUCUACGGCGGGCUCAUGACCGCCCGCGCCAAGUACCAGAAAGCCGCCGGUACCAUUGUCGACGGGCGCUUCCGCGAUCUCCAGGAGCAGCGUGAUCAGGCGUGGCCGCUGUGGGCGCGCGACGUGGGCACCGCCGCACCCGGGGAGGUCGUCAAGGUGACGGGUGUCAACGUCCCCGUGGAGCUGCAGAGUGGGGAGGAUCAGAAGGGCGUCCGGAUUCAUCCUGGGGACUAUGCUAUUGCGGAUAUGAACGGGGUCGUGGUGCUGCCUAGGAGUCUGGCGGAACAGGCGCUGCCGUUGAUGAGGAAGCAAGUCGAGGCUGACACGAAUGUGGCCAAGGCAUUGGCGGAGGGGAUGACCUUUGCCGAGGCGGCCAAGAAGUUUAGGUAG